AUGCUUGAAUGGAUCAGAAUGUACUUGGUGAAAAGGUUGCAAAGGAACAGGGAUAGGGCAGAGUUUAGAUGGAAAGGGAAUGUGUGUCCAAAGAUCAUUAAGACAGUGGAGGCUAAUAUGGCAAAAUUAGGUGACUGCAUGCCUAUGAAAAGUGACAACACUCACUAUCAAGUAGAGUGUUAUGGUGGAGGUCAGUAUGUGUUGCAAAUUAAGAGGGCUAAUGCUGCAAGACAGGAGAAAGCAGCUAAGGCUGCUGCAACAAAAGAGGCCAAAAACAAAGAAAGGGAAUCAAAGAAACAGAAACAAGGUUCUGUCAGCCUUGAUAAGCAGGUGAAACAAGGCUCCACCUCCACCAUAGAGAAAGAGAAAGAAGGCCCAAGCAUGGCACCACCUGCUCCAUUUGUAGAAGAAACUGACUGGGAUGAUGAGGGCUUUGUGUCACAACUGACACAAGAGUUUUGUGCAACUCCACAGCCUGAGAUGACAAAGGGACCCACACCACUUGAACAACUGAAAAUGGGAUUAGGAGAUGAUUCAUAUUUUAGAGGUAAACAGUUGGAGGCCAUCACUGCAAGAGAUGGAACUCCAGCAAUGUUUGAAAGGAUUCAAAACUUCUCUUUGGGUAGCUCAUCUCAUGAUUUGAAGCAGAUCAAAAAGGAGAAGGGAGAAAAUUCUAGAAAGAAGUGAAUUUCAGUUGAUUUGGUGGUUGUAAAACACUUGCAGGAUAUUGUUUAUUUUGUUGGGAAACUGAAUGGCAGGAUAUUGUUAGAUUUUUAUUGGAUAUUGUUAAUUUUGCUGUGUUU
Molecule: messenger RNA, 803 nt
Organism: Striga asiatica
Lineage: Eukaryota; Viridiplantae; Streptophyta; Magnoliopsida; Lamiales; Orobanchaceae
Source: the annotation of a GenBank genome assembly